Molecule: messenger RNA, 999 nt
Organism: Podospora anserina S mat+
Lineage: Eukaryota; Fungi; Ascomycota; Sordariomycetes; Sordariales; Podosporaceae
Exons: 4
Coding region: 1-999 (332 amino acids)
Source: RefSeq, a predicted model, not a curated record
AUGGCCGCCUUUGAGCGAGACGAGGCCAAAUGUCUAUACUAUGCAGCAUUCGCCUCGCACCUGCACCGGCAGGCCUUUGACUUUAUCUACUGGUUUCUCUUCAUCCUUGUUGUCUCCAUGCUCUUUUUGUCUGAUAUGGAAAAGGUCUCAGACCUGGAGCCGGGAUGUCCAGAAUACAAGAAGAAGAUGAAACGGUGCUUCUAUGUCUGCGCGCUCUAUUCCAGUAUCUCGGUUGUUGCCGUUGUGAUGGAGGUAUAUGCCCUGUUGGCCUUGCAAUUUUGUGAUGGAGAGGACCUCAUGUCGCUAUAUUGGUCAACAUGGACCAUGUUGCAAGUUGGGUCACUGAUUGCCAUCUUUGGUAUCCUCCUUGCGGUCUACAACAGCGUUCGCGCUAGGAAGAACCCCCCUUGGGCGUUGGCAUUGGGUACUCCUGUACUUGUCGUUGCCGGCAUCGGUCACGCGCUUCACAGCUCGGUACGCAGGCGGGCUGAAAGGAUGCGGUCUAGGAGCCGCAGCAGGGCUCGCCAUCGUGCCGUGUCAAACUGCAGCUCCAGUCGCAUGGAACUGAAUGGUGUGCCAAUCAGCAGAGAACAAACACUCUUUGGCGAGGAGAGCGAGAAGGAAGACGGCGAAAUCCCAGGAAAGCUCGUCGGAUACACCCCGGACGGAUCCCCGAUUAUCAGAUUCACGGAAGACCCGGGGGGGAUCGGGGCAGAUCGGGGCGAGGUCAUCUGCAGAGGCGAGGGCGGCCACGUCAUUGUCGCUUUCCGGAAGGGGAUGACGACGAUCAUCAACGGCGCAAUCUCGAGUCCGCCGCCGGCUGCCCUGCUACCCGUACCCAUGACCAGUCCCCGGCCGAGUUAUUCUUCUGCCGGUCUUACAGUACCGCCCCGAUCGCCGGUCGUCAAGAUAGAAUUGCCAACCACUGGGAGGACGACGCCGACGCCAGAGCCUCGUGCGACACCACCGACGGUGCUGCCGAGGGAUUCCCCUGUAUGA